GUUCGUUUGUGGAAGCCCGUGGAUCUAUUCUAUGUCAUUUUACAUAUGAAUCGGUACCCAAUCGAAGAACGAUAAGAAAAAGAAAGGGAUACAUUCACUGAUUCAGGAAGAAGGCGGCGUUCGUCGACAGGGGGUAGGACGAAUGGCCAUGGUUUCAGGCAACGAUAGUGCUGGGUCGAUUUGUGCUUUUGAUCAUCUUCCCAGAAUCCCAGGUCAAGGACGUCAAGCUGAUUUAAGGACGCCACCAUUUUAAGGCUUUCAAACAUUUGAAAAUGAGCAAAGUGCAUUAGUAGCGGCGGCGGCGACAAUGGAAGGAGGGGCGGUGGUGAAAGUGGCAGCGACACUCCUCUUGAGCGUUGACUACUUGGCGACGGUGGCCGGCUUCUUGCACAGCGAGUACUACUAUAGGUUAUGGUGGUUGCGACAUCAAGGAGAAGAAGAGCAGAGAGGAGCCGCGUCUUCUUCUUCUUCUUCCAUUCUUCCCCGCCAUCACCGUUCCUCACCGCCACCUUCUUUAUCGCCAUCCACCAUCUGCGUUCGACUUUCCCUCCUCGGGCGCGCGUCAGUCACCAGCGGAACAACAGAGGGGGGCGUGAUUUUUCUUGAUUUGAUUUCGAUUUCUUUGACUAAUCGAGCGAGUUUCUGCCCUCUUCGGGUGGGUUCUCAAGCGAGUGGCUGGGGUUGGUCCAGGUAGCCGGUCUUCUGAGGAGAGAAAAAGCCGGCUCAACAGCGGGGUUAGUGGCUGGUUGGGAACUGCUGUCUAGCAGUGGCGGCAGUAAGGGUUCUGCCAGGCUGGUCAGGCGAGACAGCGGGUUCAGGUUUGGGUUUUGGGUUCCAAAUUGACUUAUGACUCUUGGCAGGUAAUCCAAAUUAAUUGGGUUUUGUUUGAUUAUGCAUAACAGUUGGGCUUUCGGCCUUUAAUAGGCCGCUAGUUGAUAUAUUUGUUUCUCAUGAAUUGUGACUUGGAUUAAAUUAAUCUUAUCGGUGAGGUGAUAAACAGUGAAUACUGAAUUAAUACUUUGUAUAGGCCACUUACUAUUGUUAGGCGGACUUGAACUGAACUGAGUGAUUGGAUAACCCAUAUAGUUUAGUUCACUUUAGGUGAUCCAGGG
Molecule: messenger RNA, 1112 nt
Organism: Cuscuta campestris
Lineage: Eukaryota; Viridiplantae; Streptophyta; Magnoliopsida; Solanales; Convolvulaceae
Source: the annotation of a GenBank genome assembly